AUGUACCUCCACAAGAAGUACCCACACAUGAAGUUAGGCUGCUCCGAAGCUCUUCAGUGCCCAACACUUCUUGUCAACGGCUUCGGUGACCACAGAAUCGAAGGCAUCGGUGACAAGCAUGUUCCAUGGGUCUUGAACGCCAAGGACCAGGAUGUUGUCCUCGGCAUCGAUGAUGAGGCUUGCAUGCAGAUGCUCAGAGUCUUCAACACACCAGAAGGCAAGAAGGUUCUCAAGGAACACGGCGUUUCCGAUGAACUCAUCGAAGACCUCGCCAACCUUAGUAUCUCCGGCAUUGCUAACAUCCUCGGCUGCAUCAAGAUGGCCAAGUACUUCGAAUUCACAGAGAAGGACAUGAUGUUCACAGUCGCUACAGACUCUGCUGUCAUGUACCAGUCCAGACUCAAGGAACUCGAGGAGAAGCACGGCAAGUACACAGAAUGCCAGGCUUACGCUGACUGGUUCAGAUACAUGCUCGGCGCUUCUACAGACCACGUCGAAGAGCUCACAUACGCUACACGCAAGAGAAUCCACAACCUCAAGUACUACACAUGGAUCGAACAACAGGGCAAGACACUCGAGGAACUCAACGCUCAGUGGUACUGCGAUAACUAG
This is a messenger RNA of Trichomonas vaginalis G3, 612 nucleotides long. RefSeq names its product cysteine biosynthetic process from serine. The coding region runs from base 1 to 612 and encodes 203 amino acids. The transcript has a single exon. NCBI's taxonomy places the organism in Eukaryota, Parabasalia, Trichomonadida, Trichomonadidae. The record is from RefSeq and is a predicted model, not a curated record.